This is a messenger RNA of Esox lucius (northern pike), 6404 nucleotides long. RefSeq names its product nuclear receptor subfamily 4, group A, member 1 (gene nr4a1). The transcript is spliced from 6 exons. Gene Ontology annotation, biological process: regulation of transcription by RNA polymerase II; cellular response to corticotropin-releasing hormone stimulus. The coding region runs from base 2218 to 3948 and encodes 576 amino acids. Gene Ontology annotation, molecular function: RNA polymerase II cis-regulatory region sequence-specific DNA binding; nuclear glucocorticoid receptor binding; zinc ion binding. Gene Ontology annotation, cellular component: nucleus; transcription regulator complex. The record is from RefSeq and is a predicted model, not a curated record. NCBI's taxonomy places the organism in Eukaryota, Metazoa, Chordata, Actinopteri, Esociformes, Esocidae.
UGCACUUUCAUGGUAUUGCGGUCAGUAUGAUAAUACGACGUAUUCCGCAGGUAGAUGUGUUUUGGCUACUGCAAUUAGUCAUUCUGGCUAUUUACUUUAAGAUUGACUUUAAUGAAUGUUUGUUCUCUAAUUCAGUUUAACAUGCUAACCUGUCAUCAUGCAGUGGGUCACUUGUUGAUACUGCUAGGAGGUACUACAGGUGUUUCCACAUAGUCGCUCUGUUGCGCAUCUGCUGCGUCCUACCUGAAUGAACUGACAGCAACGUUUUCAUGUAUCUCCAUAUCCUUCGGAAACUAUUCAGAGUCCUCUGAUAUUUGCUGUUUUCUACACUUAAUAACUCAUAAUUGACUACAUUUAUUUUUGCCAUCAACCUACACAGUACCCACAAUGAAAAAGCGGAAAACGUGUAGAAAUGUGCCAAUUUACCGAAAAUAAAAACGGAAAUCUCCGCCUGGAUUUGGUCAGUCUCUUCCAUUCUUUAUUGUAGAUCCUACCAAGUCCUGACAGAUUGGAUGUGGAGCGUUGGUGACUUGCGAUCUUCAGGUCUCCCCACAAAUGUUCAAUUGGGUUCUAGGUUGGGUCUUUGGCAGGACCACUCAAAGCUGCGUUUCAAAAUAAUGUUGACGUGUACCGAAGCAACUCCUGCAUUGUCUUGGUUGUGUACUUUGUGUCACUGUGUGCUGACAGCUGAAUCUUGGCCUCAGUCUGAAGUCUUGUGCGCUCUGUAUAAGGGUUUUUUCAAGGACCUUCCUGUAUUUGCCCCUCUGGUAUUAGCCAGGUGAUGAGAGAUGUCUUGUUUUAGCCAAAGGUAAAACAUUCAGGCCCAAUUAAUUAUAUUUUGGUCUCAUCAAACCAUUUUGGUCUUUUCCACAGGCUCAGGGACCUUUAAGUGUUAUUUCACAAACUCAAUCUAGCCACUAGUAUAUAGGCAUGAUCUAGGCAGGUUUUCCCAUCUCUACAGAAUAAUUCUGAAGCUCUGUUAGAGCAGCCACUGGGUUCUUGGUCACCUCACUGACCAAGCCCAAUCUUGCCAGGUUACUUAAUUUGCCCGGAUGCCUAGCUCUAGGACAUGUCGUAGUGGUUCCAAACUUAUUUUAUUUCAUGUGAUGAAGCCCACAUGCUCCUGGUAGCUUUCAAUGCUUUAGCAAUUAUAUAGACAGGUGUAUACCAUUCUCAAUCAUGCCCAAACUAUAAAAUUUACCACAGCAGGAUUCCAAUGAAGUUCAAAAGACAUGACGCAUGAUCAAAUGACACAUUUAUCUGAGCUCUAUUUAGAGUGUCAUGGAAAAGGUUCUGAUUACUUAUGAACAUUACGUUUACAUUUUUUUAAAUGUCCUAUGAAUUGGCACACAUUUUUAAAAGGUGUUUUUGAUUUUCCAUUGUGUUAUACAUUUUAAACUAAGUCUAUAAGAUAGAAUGUGGAGAAAGUGAAGGGGUCUAAAUACUUGACAGCACUGUAUAUAAGAAGUUGUAAGCCUAUGGAAACAUACUAGUACAGAUACAUUGACAGUCUUUAGUUGAGGGGAAAGUUUCUUAUAAUGAAUGUAUUUCAGAGUGUUUUUACAAACAAAACAAAAAGGAAAAAUCCCAAAAGAUUAUUUAAGAGAAAAUAGUAUGAAAUCAAAAGAGAUUUAAGUGGAAUAAUGCAAAGGGAAUAAAAAUAAUAAAAUGUGAGUAAAAAUACAUAACAAUUACCAAAAUAGAGAUUUCGGGUAAGACAACUAAAAACCACCCUUUAUUCAAAAUCACAUGUAAAAGCUCUGUCCUAAGAUCUUUUUAAAGGCCCUCAGAUUCUUUAACAGGCUCAUCUUCCGUCAUUUGGCACAACUCUCUGCUCUGAAAUCCAAUCCCUUCAGACCUGUCAUGCAGUUCGCUGUGUUUUUAAACUUCGUGGGAUUUCCAGGCAAUGGAGGUUUAGUACAGAGAAAACACUUAACUAAAACCAGGAUCCGUCUACAAGGUAGAUUGCUUUCUAUGUUUUCUCAGAACAUACCCGAGGCUCAGGGAAGCUAGGAUAACCUACUACACACUAAGAGUGGGACAGUUAUGAAAGGUAUGCAGCAUGUCCUGCCGGGGAGGUGAGAGAACACAUUUGACCGAUGGUCAUAACCUAAGCAGGGAUUGGAAACCCAGGAGUAGGUACAGGAUGUCCACUCCAAAUGUACUUUGAGGAUGAGUAUCUCUUACAGUCAGCAAUCUGUCAAAAAUAUGUAGUAAAUGUAUUCCGCAGAAAUGGCCUCUUCUCAACCCCUGCAUGGAGCACAGCCUCAGGAGAGCAGCCUCUACAACUCAGAGAGUCUGAGCCUGGACCUCACCUCCAGGUUAGCCAUGGACUUAAGUAGCCACAUGGAUCAGCUCUCUGCCCCCACCCUGCCUAGCAUCAACUCCCAGAUGAGCACCUAUGCUGGCGAGUUGGAUGCCUUCUGUCAGAUUGUCACAGGGCCAUCGACCACUAGCACAGCCUCAGGCCAUGAAACACCCUUCAGUCUGGAUGACGUCCAGGUUUACGGCUGCUACCCAGGCACCUUUGCCAUGAGCUGCCUCGACGGAGCCCAGUAUUCUUGUGGCUCUGGCGAUUUCAGCAGCCCAUUGUUGACCCAGUCUCCCUCUAGCUCAGACUUCCAGCCCACAUCCACUUCGGCUUGGGAUUCUGUUUUUGGUCAAUACUCUCACAUUCAAGGUUCCUGGGGCGCUGACAAGAGUACACUGGCACAACCAUCCCCAUUCACUUUUGGCCCCAGCCCAAAGGAGGAUCUGUCUCCUCUGGGCCAGCUCCAACCUGUUGAGCAAGUUCUCCCAUCUCUGGGCCAGCAGGAAUACCUCUACCCAACAACCCUGGAGCCAGGUACCACAGAUAGGUCAGGUUUAACGGAACCAAGUCAGCAAAACCAAAUAAACACUUUGCCAAAACCAAAACACACUACUGGAAAUGAGAGUUGUGUUGUCUGUGGGGACAAUGCCGUCUGUCAGCACUAUGGGGUUCGUACCUGUGAAGGCUGCAAAGGUUUUUUUAAGCGUACUGUUCAGAAAAACACCAAAUACCUCUGCCUUGCCAACCAGCACUGUCCAGUGGACAAGCAGCGAAGGAACCGUUGUCAGUUCUGUCGUUUCCAGAAGUGCCUGGCAGUCGGCAUGGUGAAAGAAGUUGUGAGAACAGACAGCUUAAAAGGUCGAAGAGGUCGUCUGCCCUCCAAGACAAAAGAAACCCAGGAGCUGUUAUCCACUGUGUCUCCAGUCAAUAUCAUUGAGUGUCUUGUAAUGGCACAUGUGGAAUCAAACCCUGAUGUUGGGAAACUGGACUACUCUAAGUGCCAGGAGACUGUGCUCAGUCUAUCAGAGAAAGUGGAUGCUGGUGACAUCAAACAGUUCUAUGACCUCCUCAUGGUAUCCAUGGACAUGAUCAGGAAAUGGGCUGACAGUAUCCCUGAGUUCACUGCCUUCUGCUCUGAGGACCGGGAGCUGCUCCUCGAGUCAGCCUUUCUUGAACUGUUCAUCUUGAGACUAGCAUACAGGACCAACCCUGAGACAGAAAAAGUGGUCUUCUGCAAUGGAUUGAUUCUUCACCGAAUGCAGUGUGUAGGGACCUUUGGUGAUUGGAUAGACUCUAUCAUAGACUUCUCCCAGAGCCUCCAUCGCAUGAACCUGGACAUAUCGUCCUUCUCCUGCCUCACAACCUUGGUCCUAAUCACUGACCGUCACGGCCUGAAGGAGCCCAAGCGGGUGGAAGUGUUUCAGAACAAAAUCAUCACCUGUCUCAGAGAUCACAUCUCAAGCUUAACCUAUGGCUCCAUACAGCCAAACUACCUUUCCUGCCUCCUCGGAAAACUGCCCAAGCUACGGACUCUCUGCACUCAGGGCCUGCAGCGCAUCUUCUAUCUCAAGAUGGAGAACUUGGUCCCGCCGCCACCAAUAGUGGAAACAAUUUUAAUGGAUACUCUACCUUUCUGAGAGUGAGGAAAGACAAUACAGGGUUGAUAAAGGGAUAUCAAACAGUUAUUCUCUCUCAGUGGUAGUGCACAGAGAAUGGAAACUAGGCUCAAAAAAAGACAUGAAUGACUGAAUAACACCAUCUAUGAUACUCUGGGUACAUUACCUUUCCUGAUCAUUCGAAAUUCUCCUAGUAUGAUGUGGAAAGGAUAAUGGCCUUUAUCAUUUCAAUAAUAGUACUGAGUGGAGUGUUUUAGAGGAGUAUUUCACGCUUAUUUUUUGUGUGCAAAAUGAUAUGCAUCCUAAAUGGUAGAUAGUUGUCAAAUGUAGGAGAGGUGCCGGAUGUCAUUGAUGAAAGGGAAUAUUCUCUCUUUUUAUACAGCGUUAACAAUAACAGUUUACCACUUGAGGGCUUGAUGAUAACGCUGCAAAAGCUGAACUGUGCCAUAGGUCUGUCCAUUCGAUUUUAAGGAACAAAAAGUAAUGGUGACCUCUACUCAUAGAUCUCCUAGGUAUUGGUGGUUACAUUUCACCAGCCUCGUUACUACAUCAUACCUAACAUUUGCGCAUUAUGUCUUAGCUAAAAGGUCUUUGAAAUUCAGAUUCAGAGUAGCCUGCUCCUUAUCUACUUAUUGUUAUGCUGUAAAAGCAUUGCCCAAAUGAAUCCAAUUGUGUGGACAUUCGAGAAAGGUCCCUGAUCUGUUUAAGAACUAGCAGAUAGUAAUCCUCUUAACCAUUACUUUUAUCAUUCUUGUUGUGUAACUAUCUCUUAUCAACCAUAUCAACCAUGACAGAGCAGCUAGAAUGAGCAUAAUGGUAUUUUAGUUUUAAAUUAAUAGUAUGGCCAGUGAAAAUGUCUAAAACUGCUGCUUUCUUUUAUUGCCUUAAAAACAAAUAAUAUGAAAAUACAUUGUUAAACAGAAUAUUUUUCAAAUUAGAACUUAAUUUUGCAGUCCUCUCAAAAAUAUGUUAAAUGUGCAUUGCUAUUUUGACAAAUGUUGCACAAAGCACCCCCUUUCCGUUGCAAUUUCCUAGAUUUUCUAGGCAGGAUCAAAACAUGUGCAUGUGCUUUUUACUCAAACACUCCGCCACACAUCCUACCCACCAAGCCCAGGCAUAAGGUCAGGGGGAUCACAUACCAGUCCCAAGCUGCCAGGUGAAAUAAAGCCUGGGCCUGGAACAGUCAGAGGCUAUUGCGAGAGUAUUCAGAGCCUCACUUGAUAAAUUAUAUAAGCCUGGCAGGGCCCUUCUAGGAUUUAUGGUGGCUUCACAUGGUGUGCAUGUCAAAUAAGUCGGACAGAAUUAUGUUCAAGUAUUAUUUUUUGACUGAACAAUUGAUUGAUACAUUUGCUAACAAUGAUAAUACUAACAGAUAGCUAGCACGCUUGACAUUACCAAUGGUCAGCCUAGAAACAUUAUCAGUAUGGGUAAGAACUUUCGGUUGAAAAUGUAAACUCGCAAAUGUGAACUUGGGAUAGUAAAUUGUUCUUAGGGCUUUGCAUUUCCCACAAGGCACUUGAAGCUAUUUUUAACUCUUGAUAGCACCUUUAUGAAGCAUAGGAGACUUGUGGCAUUGGGGCUCUGAGAAUGGUUAACUACCCUGGGUUAAAAUGGGAAUGUUAAUAUAAAGCAAAACACUUGAGUUCAGCAGUUUUAACAGCCUGGUAUGCCAAGGAUGCCCUCCACAAUGGAUGACUGAAAUAACAUUUAAACAAGUCUAAGAUCAGGAAUGCAGGAAGGCAAAGUGUUGAUGUUCCAGAAAAGUUCACCAACAAAACUAGACUACACUGUAUGGUGCAAACCACUAGUUAGCUUUUAAAACAUGCACCUAAAAGCACUUAAUCGUAUGAAAAGACAGAACUAUCAACAUGCUACCAGCACAACAAGCAACUUUGAGGGCCCAAAGUUUAGACAACCAUCCAACAGAUUUAAAUCCAAUUGAACAAGUAUUUUAUUUGGUUGAGAUUACUUUAUUGCCUUGAACAAACAGAUGGUGGCUGUAGUACAGACCUGGCAGAAGAGAAUAUAGCCGGCGUCAGGUGCAGUCAAAGGGUUGCAACAUUCAGGCAGUUAUUGCAGGCAAAGACCAGACCAAACACUCAACAUAAGUGUUUUAUUUUUACAUUAAAAUAAUCUAUUUCAAAUUGUUCAGUGUCCUGAAAUAGGGGGACUAUGUAAAAUAUUGCAAUGGCUAUAUUAGAAACAUGUUUAUAUAGACAAAUAUCCUCAAUAACUCCAGUAACAGAAGAAUCUCAGAAGCUCUGUGAUGAAAUGGGGAGGGCUUAUGUUGAACCCAAAUAAAGACAAAGGGGACGGGAAGUAUGUGUCAUGUGCUAAUGGUAAACCAAUCAUUUAACAAUUGUAAAAUGUGUGACUCCUUAAAAAUCAUGAAGGAAAACUUUAUAAACAGGAAACCAGGCAAGCCUAGUUCAGCUGGCCCGCAAUAGAAAGUGUUGAUCAUGGCUGCCCUCUUAAGA